Molecule: messenger RNA, 4143 nt
Organism: Carya illinoinensis
Lineage: Eukaryota; Viridiplantae; Streptophyta; Magnoliopsida; Fagales; Juglandaceae
Product: topless-related protein 4-like
Exons: 26
Coding region: 277-3678 (1133 amino acids)
Biological process (GO): regulation of DNA-templated transcription
Molecular function (GO): protein binding
Source: RefSeq, a predicted model, not a curated record
AGGCGUCAGUUGCGAAUGAAAGACUGAAGAGUCAGAGAGAGAGAGAGAAAGCUCUAUUCUCCAAAGCCAAUGCUCUCUAGAGCGAUUGAGAAAACAAAAAUAAUAUAUAAUUCUCAGAAAUUCUGUAGAACCUUCCGAUCUGGGCUGCCAAUCUUUGUUUCCGGUUGUUAGAUUUCUUCGCUGCGUAGUUUAGGGGUUUUCAUGCUCAACUGAUAUCGAUCUGUGAAGCUCUAAAUCUUUGUGGUAGUUUUAUUCGGGUUCCUCAGCUGCACAGCCAUGUCUUCGCUUAGCAGAGAACUAGUGUUUCUCAUACUUCAGUUUCUCGACGAAGAGAAAUUCAAAGAUGCCGUUCACAGGUUAGAGCAAGAGUCAGGGUUUUUCUUCAACAUGAGGUAUUUUGAGGAUAUGGUGACCAGUGGGGAGUGGGAGGAGGUGGAGAAGUACCUCUCCGGUUUCACGAAGGUUGAUGACAAUAGGUACUCGAUGAAAAUCUUCUUCGAGAUUCGCAAGCAGAAAUACCUCGAAGCUUUAGACAAGAGGGAUCGUGCUAAAGCUGUGGAUAUUUUAGUUAAGGACUUGAAAGUGUUCGCAGCAUUUAAUGAAGAGCUUUUUAAGGAAAUUACGCAGCUAUUGACUUUGGAAAACUUUCGAGAUAAUGAACAGCUGUCUAAAUAUGGAGAUACUAAAUCUGCUAGGGGAUUAAUGCUUGCUGAACUAAAAAAGUUGAUAGAGGCUAACCCACUUUUUCGAGAUAAGCUUCAAUUUCCUCCCUUGAAGAACUCAAGAUUGCGAACACUAAUUAAUCAGAGUUUAAAUUGGCAGCAUCAACUUUGUAAGAAUCCAAGGCCUAACCCUGACAUUAAGACACUAUUUGUAGACCACAGUUGCGGAACACCAAAUGGUGCACGGGCCCCAUCUCCCGUCACAAAUCCCUUAAUGGGUGGUGUCCCUAAGGCUGGGGUUUUCCCGCCACUGAGUGCUCAUGGUCCAUUUCAGCCCACACCGGUUGCUCUUCCAACAUCUCUUGCUGGAUGGAUGGCUAAUUCAUCUCCUGUGCCUCACCCUUCAGCCUCUGCAGGACCCAUCGGUAUGACUGCUGCUAACAACUCAGCCAUCUUGAAGCGCCCUAGAACGCCCCCUACCAAUAACCCAGUUAUGGACUAUCAAACAGCUGAUUCUGAGCAUGUGUUGAAGAGACCAAGACAUUUUGGAAUAUCAGAUGAGGUCAACAAUCUGCCAGUAAAUAUUCUGCCUGUGGCAUACACCCCCCAAAGCCAUGGUCAAAGUUACCAUGGUACCGACGAUUUGCCCAAAACUGUUGUUAUGACUUUAAAUCAGGGAUCAGCUGUCAAGAGUAUGGAUUUCCAUCCAGUGCAACAAAUUCUUCUUCUGGUUGGAACAAGCAUGGGUGAUGUCAUGUUAUGGGAGUUAGGUAGCCGUGAAAGGAUUGCUCUUAGAAAUUUUAAAGUAUGGGAUCUUGGAGUAUGUUCAAUUGCCCUGCAGGCAUCUCUGACCAAUGAUUAUACAGCAUCGGUAAAUCGCGUGAUGUGGAGCCCUGAUGGAACGCUUGUUGGUGUUGCAUACACUAAGCAUAUUGUGCACCUUUACUCAUAUCAUGGUGGUGAUGGUCUGCGAAACCACUUGGAGAUUGAGGCCCAUGUUGGUAGUGUUAAUGAUCUCGCUUUCUCUUAUCCAAACAAACAACUAUGUGUUGUCACUUGUGGCGAGGACAGAGUCAUUAAGGUGUGGGAUGCAGUCACUGGGACCAAGCAGUAUACUUUUGAGGGUCAUGAAGCACCUGUAUAUUCUGUAUGUCCACAUCACAAAGAAAAUAUUCAGUUCAUCUUCUCAACUGCAACUGAUGGAAAGAUAAAGGCAUGGUUGUAUGAUAACAUGGGUUCGAGAGUUGACUAUGAUGCACCAGGCCAUUCAUCUACCACAAUGGCAUACAGUGCUGACGGGACAAGAUUGUUCUCAUGUGGGACAAACAAAGAAGGAGAAUCAUUUCUAGUAGAAUGGAAUGAAAGUGAAGGUGCUGUCAGGCGCACAUAUCAUGGUCUUCCAAGGCGUGCACACACCGGGGUUGUGCAAUUUGAUACAACUAAAAAUCGGUGGUUAGCUGCUGGUGAUGAAAACCUGAUCAAAUUCUGGGACAUGGACAGAGAGAGGUUAUUAGUAACUACUGAAGUGGAGGGCUCUCUACCGGCUUCUCCUUGUAUUAGAUUUAACAAGGAAGGAAUAUUUUUAGCUGUCUCAACGAAUGAUAAUGGUGUUAAAAUCUUAGCAAAUCCAGACGGAAUUCGGCUGCUAAAAACAGUGGAGAAUCGCACAUUUGAUGCUUCUAGAGUUGCUUCUGCGGCUAUUGUUAAGGCUCCUGCAGUAGGCACCUUUGGAUCUGCCGUUGUAACUAUUGGAACAAGCAUUGGAGAUCGUGCUCCUCCAGUAGCAGCAAUGGUUGCAAUGAACAGUGAUAGUCGAAGUGUGGACAUAAAACCCAGAAUUGCUGAUGAUUCAGUCGAUAAGUCUAGGAUCUGGAAACUUACAGAGAUCAAUGAACCAUCACAAUGCUGCUCCCUGAGGCUCCCUGAUAGUUUACCACCAGUAAGGGUUUCAAGAUUAAUUUAUACAAAUUCAGGUCUAGCCAUAUUGGCCUUGGCAUCUAAUGCUGUACACAAGCUCUGGAAGUGGCAAAGAAAUGAUCGAAAUUUAACAGGGAAGGCCACAGCUAGUGUAGUACCUCAAUUAUGGCAACCUCCAAGCGGAAUACUAAUGACAAAUGAUGUAAGCGAAACAAAUCCUGAUGAUGCUGUUCCAUGUUUUGCACUGUCAAAGAAUGACUCUUAUGUCAUGUCAGCUUCAGGGGGGAAAAUUUCAUUAUUCAAUAUGAUGACAUUCAAGACAAUGACAACAUUCAUGCCCCCACCUCCAGCAGCUACAUUUCUUGCAUUUCACCCUCAAGACAAUAACAUUAUUGCAAUUGGCAUGGAAGACUCUUCUAUUCAAAUCUAUAAUGUUCGGGUGGAUGAGGUUAAGACCAAGCUGAAAGGUCAUCAGAAAAGAAUUACAGGCCUUGCUUUCUCUCACACUCUAAAUGUGCUUGUUUCAUCGGGGGCUGAUUCUCAGCUAUGUCUAUGGAGCACAGAUGGAUGGGAGAAGCAGGCUAGUAAAUUCUUGCAGAUUCCAAGUGGGCGAGCUGCAGCUCCUCUUGUAGAUACACGAGUUCAAUUUCAUCUAGAUCAGAUACAUUUGCUGGUUGUUCAUGAAACGCAGAUAGCCAUAUAUGAUGUACCUAAAUUAGAUUGCCUUAAGCAGUGGGUCCCACGGGAAGCUAGUGGUCCAAUCACGCAUGCUACGUAUUCCUGUGAUAGCCAGUCAAUAUACGUGAGCUUUGAAGAUGGAAGUGUGGGUGUUCUGACUGCUUCAACGCUAAGACUGAGAUGUCGAAUAAAUCCAACUGCUUAUCUGCCUCCCAAACCCAGCAUGAGAGUGCACCCUCUUGUCGUUGCGGCACAUCCAUCCGAACCCAAUCAGUUUGCAUUGGGUCUUGCAGAUGGUGGAGUCCAUAUAAUCGAGCCAUUAGAGUCAGAAGGAAAAUGGGGCACCUCCCCUCCGACUGAAAAUGGUGCUGGACCUAGCACCACUUCUGGUACAGUUGGUUCAGAUCAACCCCAAAGGUGACAGAUCCAUGUCUACUUUCACUAAGGAAUUUCAAUGUAUGUAUCUCUUUCAUGUGACCCCACACCCGGUCACAGCAUAUUAGAUUUUCUAGGGAAGCUGUGGAGUUUAGGUAUUAUAUAGUUUUAGGAUACAUCAACUCAACCCAGCAGGGUUUGCUAGUGACAUCUUAAUACCAAUUUGUUGUUGAUCCAUAGUGGCAAUUGAUUCCCUUCAUUUAACAUGAUUGGAGAAGUACGAGUUUAUGAUGUAAAUUUGGAGGAAGGUAAAGGUCUCUGUCUAACUAUAGAGGUACUCAGGGUCGUGAGUUGCUUUGGUCGCAGGCGCUGGCUGCUUUUAUCAUUUGAUUUUUCACCAAGUUAGUCUUUAGUUUUUUUCCCUUUUUUCUCCCCUCAUAAAAUGAGUUGUGAAACAGAGACAUUGUUAGGUAUUUUUAUGUGGCAAGUAUAAUUUUGGUUACUUUGUCCA